CUUAUAUAGUGUACAGCAUCUAGACACAGUCUUCUGCCAUGAAGCUGCUGUUGAAGUUACAGAAACUAAAACUCUUGUGGACUCUGAAACCUCCUAAUAGGACUUUCCAUGGACAUCCCAGGCUGCUUUCCUCUGAUGUAUAUUCCCAGUAUGAGUCCAUCAGACAGGGCAAACAGGAAAUACCAAAGUACUUUAACUUUGCAAGUGAUGUACUGGACAAAUGGUCUGAGAUUGAAAAGGCUGGAAAGAGACCAUCAAACCCUGCUUUCUGGUGGAUAAAUGGAGAAGGAGAAGAAGUGAAGUGGAGCUUUGAGGAGCUGGGGUUCCUGUCUCGGAAAGUGGCCAAUGUACUGACUAAAGAAUGUGGACUGCAGAAGGGAGACAGGCUUAUCCUGAUCCUACCACGAAUUCCAGAAUGGUGGCUGGUCAAGGUGGCUUGUAUGCGAGCAGGAAUUGUCAUAAUCCCAGGAACAUCCCAAUUAUCAGCCAAAGAUAUACUGUACCGACUCCAGGCAUCAAAGGCUACAUGCAUCAUUACCACUGACAGACUGGCUCCUGCAGUGGACUCGGUGGCAUCCCAGUGCCAGCACCUGAAAACCAAGCUAAUGGUGUCCAAAGGCAGCAGGGAGGGAUGGCUGAACUUUACUGAGCUGUACCAAAACCAAUCUGCUGACCAUUCCUGCAUCAAAACAAGGAUUCAAGACCCACUGAUUAUCUUCUUUACGAGUGGAACUACAGGUUCUCCAAAGAUGACUCAACAUUCCCAGGGUAGUCUUGGUUUCAGACCCCUUUUAAGUGAAAGGUACUGGUUGGAUUUGACUCCCUCUAACAUGAUAUGGAACACUGCAGACACAGGAUGGAUACUAACUUCAAUAGCAUCUUUUUUUGAUCCUUGGGUUUUCGGAUCAUGCGUCUUUAUACAUAACCUACCACAGACUGACUCAGAAGUUAUCCUAAACACUCUCUGCAGAUUCCCAAUUGACACCCUGGUUGGUGCCCCAACAUUGUUCCGCAUGCUGGUGCAAAAUGAUCUGUCCAAAUACAAAUUCAUGAGCCUGAAGUACUGCAUGAGUGGAGGGGAACCACUCAACCCAGAAGUCAUGGAGCAGUGGAAGAACCAGACUGGGCUGGACAUCCAGGAAGUAUAUGGCCAGACUGAAUUGGGAGUAAUCUGCUCUGUUCAUAAAGGAAUGAAGAUUAAACCUGGAUCAAUGGGGAAAGCAGUUCCCCUUUAUGAUGUUCAGAUCAUAGACAAAAAUGCCAAUAUCCUGCCUCCAGGACAACAGGGGGAAAUUGCUGUCAGAAGCAAACCUAUAAGGCCACUUGGUUUUUUCUCUGAAUAUUUAGAUAACCCUAAGAAAACUGCAGAAAGUGAACGUGGGGAUUUUUACGUCACUGGAGACAGAGGGACUAUGGAUGAAGAGGGAUAUUUCCAGUUUAUUGGCAGAGAUGAUGACAUCAUAAUUUCUUCAGGGUAUCGCAUCGGGCCAUUUGAAGUAGAGAGUGCCCUCAUAGAGCACCCAGCUGUGGUAGAAACAGCUGUUGUCAGCAGCCCAGACCCCCUCAGAGGAGAGGUUGUGAAAGCAUUUGUGGUUCUAUCCCCAACAUUUUCAUCCACUGACCUGAAGAGCUUAAUUCGUGACUUGCAGGACCAUGUCAAGAAAACUACUGCUCCAUAUAAAUACCCUAGAAAGAUGGAAUUUGUCAAAGAGCUGCCAAAGACAGUGACUGGGAAGAUCAAGAGGAAUGAAUUAAGAGACAAAGAGUGGGGACGGAUAUAGCUUUGUUUGGAAUUUAACAGAACUUCUUCCAUUCCAUUAGCACUAUAUACAUUUCACUACUAUAACUGCCAUCAUUCUGAUUUCGUUAUGUUAAGUGUCUGAGCAUCAAAAAACUACAGGUAACAUCAAGAUGUGAUAUUUGUGCCUGCUUGCAGAGUUUCCAAUGUCAAUACCUGACUGAAUUGUAUUAUUCUGGGUUAAAAAUAAAAUUUUCAAUAGACAACUUCAAUAGCCUUUCCCUUUGAGACCUCCUCACCAUCCCUCUUGCAGCCCAGCUUCCAUUUGAUGUUAUUCUUGAGAGACAAUAAAAAAAUAU
This is a messenger RNA of Pyrgilauda ruficollis (rufous-necked snowfinch), 2097 nucleotides long. RefSeq names its product acyl-coenzyme A synthetase ACSM4, mitochondrial-like. The record is from RefSeq and is a predicted model, not a curated record. The transcript is spliced from 13 exons. Gene Ontology annotation, cellular component: mitochondrial matrix. Gene Ontology annotation, molecular function: fatty-acyl-CoA synthase activity; fatty acid ligase activity. NCBI's taxonomy places the organism in Eukaryota, Metazoa, Chordata, Aves, Passeriformes, Passeridae. Bases 39 to 1781 code for a protein of 580 amino acids. Gene Ontology annotation, biological process: fatty acid biosynthetic process; acyl-CoA metabolic process.